AUGGGCCCCUAUACCGCCUCCUCAUGCUGCUGCCAGGCCCCUAAUCUGCCAUGGGCCCCCGUACCGACUCCUCAUGCUGCUGCCAGGCCCGUAAUCUGUCAUGGGCCCCUGUACCGCCUCCUCAUGCUGCUGCCAGGUCCAGAGUGUGUCAUGGGUCCCUGUACGGCCUCCCAUUGCUGCUGUCUCCAUCGCCACACUCUGCCAUGUGCCACUUUCAGGUCUCCUCACACUGCUGGUGGUUUCCAUUUUUGUCAUAGGGUGCUGUAUGGCCUCCCAUUGCUGCUGCCUCCACCGCCACACUGUGGCUCCACACUCUGGUUUUGGCCCCGUGACUGCCCAAAUGAGUGAAGUGUGCGGUGAUUCUAAGAUCGACGGCACUCAUCUGCAUGUCAUACUGACUGACAGUAUUAUUUCUCUUCCCCACCAGACUCCAAGGGCAUUUAAAUUAAAGGUACAGUGUUCUGCACUAAUAUAA
This is a messenger RNA of Staurois parvus, 475 nucleotides long. Lineage: Eukaryota; Metazoa; Chordata; Amphibia; Anura; Ranidae. The record is from the annotation of a GenBank genome assembly.